GAAAUGAUGCUUAAGCGAUAAGUCGGUGAUAUCAAAAUCUUGUCUUUGUCCAUCUGGUUUAUCGGAUUAGUAAAAAUUUGUUCAAAAUGUUGAACACUUGCAUGUACUUACUACAGAUCUAUUUUAAUUGAUUAGAGCUUAUUAAUUGUUUGCAAAUCACGCCAUUAUAAUCCUUUCAAAGGAGUACACAAAAACACUAAAGACAGAUAAAUACGGAUUAAAAUACAUGAAUGAUAAAGGACAUUAUUAAAGACUGUUGUAGAAAUUUGCCAGUUGAAAACGUUCAUCGGACCACCAGAUCACGAAAAGAGGAAUAUUAAAAGAGAAAAGAGUAAUACAAAGUGUGUGGGUGUACAUGUUAACAAUAUUCUAACAACAGUAUAUACAUAAGAAGAAGUAUAAAACUUUAAAGAAGCCUUAUAUAGUGCCAUUUUGACAAGUUAUACCACUGCGAUGUCAGUCGCAACCGAUAAAGAGACGCGGGCGAUUUUCCUGAACUUCAAAGAGCUGCGAUGCCUCGAGAAAAAUCUGCAGAUAUUAGACAUCGAGAAGGAGUACGCGGAGAGGCUCAUCGGGGUCCACCAGAAGGAUAUGAAGAUCCACUACCGGAAGAUAAAGGACAAGGUUGCGAAGAUCCGCUCCCACUUGACGCCACAACAGAUCGAUGAGAUGAAAACGUUGGAGGCAAAAGGAGCGAUAAAACCGCCAUCGAACAUGAAGUCCAACUCAGCUAUUCUGAUACACGCUGCUGAGAAACGGCUAAAAUUGCAGCCUCGGGCAAAGAGCGCCGUGCCCCGGUUAGGACAAAGUUUGGACGAGGAAGGUUUACGUAACGCCAGGAGCGUCCGAGCUACACAGUCGGCAGUGACACGUUCAGUGAAUUUUGCAGGCAAUAGAACUGCUAUUUCCGAAAAUGAUUCUUCGCGACCAUCCACUGCUAGAUCGGCUAUGUCAAAUGGCGCUUUGUCGCCCGCCACACAUGGUGGGUCGUACUCUGUUUCUGGUAGAAAUGGGAAUAAAAACGAGGUUACUGUAUCCGGUCCCGUGCCAGAGUCACUGCGCAGAACUAGAAAAUUGUCGAUUUUCGUUGAUACAGCAUCACCGGUAAAACCUGUUGAAAUAAAAAUAGAAAAUGCUGAUAGUUCAGGCAAUAACGAUGCUGACAAAAGUGCUCACUUUUCAAAACAAUUGACUCUAAAUAUCCCAAAGAAUAACAAUACGGGAAUUUCAAAUUCAACAAACACUUCCCCGAGAAGUAAACUUUCGCCAACACGGACAAUGUCGCCUAAAUCCCCGAAUUCCAAUCUGACGUCGUCGCCCGCGUCGUCCGGUAAAGGCAACGUUAAUUUCGUUGAUGGCGGCUCGUGGGCCACAAAGACCUCCACGUACCUUCAGCUGCCCUCACAAGCGUCCGAAAGAGCCCACACAGAGCAAGGUCAGUCAUGUAUUGCACAUCCGGGCUCCCAAGACGGCAGUGUUUCCCUGUCAGUACCGAUGAUUUCACCGGGAGGUUUCCACCACAAUCGGCCAACCAACAUCCCGGCGACACCAAUCACCAACUACGACGACGGACAGGGACACAUCAGUACGAAUGCGGCUCAGAAGAUUGCGUUGGAGACCCGGAAGAAGUCAGUAGAAGUAGUGCGAAGGGUCUCGAAUCUGCUACGUGAGGGAAAAACACGCGUCCCGUUCGAUUCACACGAUUACAUGACGAUUGACGAGCGAGCUAAAGCGCCGAAACCGUUCCGUUCGAUUCGAGAAAAAACUUUCAGUAUUAAUAUAGACAACGAAAUUAACGACGAGUCGAUUGGCGAUGAUUUGUACAAGGAAAUGAAAAGAGGAAUGCUUCUCGGUGAAGUGGCAACUGGUUUAUAUCUGGAAGACAAAAUGGAUCAGUUUGAAGACAGAGUUAACGAAUACAUCCGAGAAAAUCCAAACUACGUGUACGAUCCAGAAAAGACACGCGCGGAGAUCGCGGGGAUCCGCGAGGCUCAUAAGGCAAGUAAACAAAAUAAGCGGAGCAAGAACACUUUGCGAAGGAGACAGCUGGAGCGGAAGUUGCUGGAUGGCGAGGCGGCGAUGCGGGAAGCUGCGAAGGCGCGCUACAUCCGGUUGGGGGACGACCAGCUAGAUAUGACUGGUGUUCAGACGCUUGUCGUGGAUCAAAUGAAGAUGCUGAGGAGUUUAAAAGUUUGGCAGGACGAAUAGGUCCCACAAAGUCGAUUUCAUCCCGAGGGAGUAUACAACGCCGGUGCGAAGGAACAUACGUCCCGGGAAAGCCGGAGUGGAGUGGAGCGUGGUUAAGGCGUACUGAAACACAACCUCAUGCGUAUACAAAUGCUUUCUUCAUUAUAUUACAAUUACCGUGGUACAAGUAGCAGCCAGUUGUAAACGAUGUCUUAAACUAAUAAGUAUAUAUACACCGAUAUUGAGUUUUAAGACUACCGGUAUAUCCAUCAAACACUUCUAUAUUUUAAUGUAAACUGAGAACUACGAAUAUUCCCUAUCUUGGAAUUUACAACCUCUAUUCACCAUACUUAGACUAAAAAACAUAAAUGUAAGACUUAUUCUUAUAUUCUAAAAUGUUUUUAUGUUUAACUCAAAUCUAAUUUUGUAUCAAAAACACUUACGAACAGAUAUGUAACGAUUAAAGAACCAUGAAUAGCCUUUCUAUA
Molecule: messenger RNA, 2675 nt
Organism: Dreissena polymorpha
Lineage: Eukaryota; Metazoa; Mollusca; Bivalvia; Myida; Dreissenidae
Exons: 2
Coding region: 454-2208 (584 amino acids)
Source: RefSeq, a predicted model, not a curated record